GUUCAUUUUCGUAUGCAUUCAAGGUGAAAAGAGUAAAUAAUUUGACGUUUUCUUUUUUUUCGGUUGUGUUUUGGAUUCUUUUACAAUCUCUACAACACAAACUCGUUUUGUCCAUUAAUAUUUGGCUGUUAUAAGACGUGUCACACUAUAACAGGCAUCUCAUCAAAUCCAGAGCACUUCAGUCUGGAUAGUUGAGCAUUAAAGAAUUGCCUGAACAGAAAUUGUAUUGGGUUCAAGGGUCAAAGUUCGAGGGUAUACCUACAUUUUGAAGAAAUUGAAAGAACUGAGAAAAAUCGCCACUCAACAUGACUGAACAGAAGACUAGUCCAAUUAAAUAUUUCAUUUCUGGAGGAUUUGGUGGAGUUUGUACAGUCCUCGCCGGUCAUCCGCUGGACACUAUCAAGGUUAGACUACAAACGAUGCCACUUCCCGCACCCGGAGCUGCCCCAAUGUACACUGGCACAUACGAUUGUGCAAGGAAGACCGUUCAGCGAGAAGGUUUCCGUGGUCUGUACAAGGGCAUGUCUGCACCGAUAGCUGGAGUAGCACCGAUAUUUGCGAUGAGCUUUUUCGGAUUCGGUGUGGGCAAACGAUUGCAACAGAAUACGCCCGACGAAAAACUGUCGAAUUUACAACUGUUCCUAGCCGGUUCGUUUUCCGGUGUGUUUACAACCAGUAUUAUGGCGCCUGGUGAACGAAUUAAGUGUCUGCUACAGAUUCAACAGGGUGGCAAUCAGCCGCAAAAAUAUAAUGGAAUGGUUGACUGUGCGAAGCAAUUGUAUAAGGAAGGUGGCAUUCGGAGCAUAUACAAAGGAUCGGUGGCAACAUUACUGAGAGAUGUCCCAGCAAGUGGAAUGUAUUUCUUAACGUAUGAAUGGAUCAAAGAAUGGGCAGCCGAAAAAUUCGGUUCUGAUGGCAGUCGUGGCCUAAUGGGUACGAUCUUCGCCGGCGGUAUGGCUGGCAUAGCGAAUUGGUCCGUUGGCAUGCCGGCUGAUGUGUUGAAGAGUCGACUACAAACAGCACCACAAGGAACGUACAAAAAUGGCAUUCGUGACGUGUUCCGUGAAUUGAUGCGAACCGAAGGUCCGUUGGCUUUAUAUAAAGGUGUAACGCCAGUGAUGUUACGAGCAUUCCCGGCCAAUGCUGCCUGUUUCAUUGGCUUUGAAAUAUCGAUGAAAACUCUUAAUAUUAUUGCUCCGAAUUUAUAAUCAUCGAUGCAUGAAUCGUAAUGAACGGUGGAUGGUUAAUUGUUGUUGAAAGAUGAAAGAUAUUAAGAUGUUCACUACUACUAAGAUACAAAUUGCUUAUGAAGUCAUUUUUUUAUAAAACGAAAAAAGGAAAAUUAUAGAUUUUACAGUU
Messenger RNA from Bradysia coprophila, 1359 nucleotides. It is a transcript of the gene colt, whose product is annotated as carnitine/acylcarnitine carrier protein colt, mitochondrial. The record is from RefSeq and is a predicted model, not a curated record. Gene Ontology annotation, cellular component: mitochondrial envelope. Gene Ontology annotation, molecular function: O-acyl-L-carnitine transmembrane transporter activity. Gene Ontology annotation, biological process: mitochondrial transport; carnitine transmembrane transport. Lineage: Eukaryota; Metazoa; Arthropoda; Insecta; Diptera; Sciaridae.